AUGAAAUCCAAGACGAUUGUUGCCAUCUUAGCCUCCGUCGCCUCUACUCAUCCUCAUGGUCGCUACCGUCAUCACCAUAAGGCCCGAGAACUUAUCACGGUGUGGGAAACUAUCUGGGAGACGGCCACCCUCACAAUCGACGCCAAUCCCACAGAGAAUAAUCCUCAGUCCUCUCCCACAACCACCCGUCAAACCAACUCUUCGCAAGUAGGGGCAAAUAACCCUAUUGAUCUCACAACUGAUACUCACCAUGUGGUAUCAGGAGUGACGAUGGGGUCAACAAAUAGCCCCUCCACCACCACCACCAGCGAUGGGAUCCCCUACGGUGAGAUAUUCUCAGGUGAGAUCACGUAUUACAACGCUGGCUUGGGCGCCUGUGGAUAUCCGGACGACGGUAAAGACGACACGACAAACAUAGUGGCCAUCCCCGCUCAGUUCUGGGAUAACAUCAGCACGGCAACAUCGUACGGUCUUAACCAGCCAGCCCAUCCGCUUUGUGACAAGACCAUCACCAUCACCUCUCUCGAUGGCAAGGCCACUACGGCCACGAUCCGCGAUCGCUGCGGCGGCUGCGCUGGUCAUGCUAUCGACGUCACCCCACACGCCUUCAAUGAGCUUUUUGGCUCGCUAGAAGGCGGACGGCUCGACUGCACCUGGGAGAUUAAUCUGUAA
This is a messenger RNA of Hypoxylon trugodes, 672 nucleotides long. RefSeq lists its product as uncharacterized. NCBI's taxonomy places the organism in Eukaryota, Fungi, Ascomycota, Sordariomycetes, Xylariales, Hypoxylaceae. The transcript has a single exon. The record is from RefSeq and is a predicted model, not a curated record. Bases 1 to 672 code for a protein of 223 amino acids.